Messenger RNA from Syngnathoides biaculeatus (alligator pipefish), 4940 nucleotides. RefSeq names its product rho GTPase-activating protein 21-like. The record is from RefSeq and is a predicted model, not a curated record. Lineage: Eukaryota; Metazoa; Chordata; Actinopteri; Syngnathiformes; Syngnathidae. Gene Ontology annotation, biological process: signal transduction. Gene Ontology annotation, molecular function: protein binding. Bases 22 to 3318 code for a protein of 1098 amino acids. The transcript is spliced from 21 exons.
GCUCAAGGACUCAGACAUAACAUGGUGUCAUCCAAUGAAAAUAGUUUCCGUCCACUUUCAUUUCGUGAUGUGGAGGGCAUGUCAUGGUGCCCCCUUAAGACCAUUUACCUCCAUAAGAACUUGCAGGGAUUUGGUUUCACUCUCCAACACUUUAUAGUUUACCCACCAGAGUCCUUCAUCCACAACUCCAAGGAUGAAGAGAAUGGAAAUGCAAUUAACACAUGUACUCAGAAGUCUCAUUUGGAGGCAAUGGACACCAUUUUUGUGAAGAGCGUUCAAGAAAAUAGCCCUGCUCAUCAAGCUGGCCUGUGUACUGGCGACAGGCUAGUGAAAGUGAAUGGAGAGAGUGUCAUAGGAAAAACCUACUCUCAGGUGGUUAGACUCAUUCAAAACAGUGUAAAUAAUUUGGAGGUCUCUGUAAUGCCAAAAAAUGAAGAUGUACUGCAGUUCGUAAGUGUGUACUCCCAGGAGACCUGCUUGAGAGACAAUGGCACAUUUUUAGUCAAGGACGAUGACCUCCAUGAGCCCCUGCUUCAUUAUUGUUCCACCAAUCCCAGCUCCAUUGCUUCACAGCUAAGCCACAAACUUCAUAGUGCCUUUGAUGACUGCCAAUGCAGACCCAUCAGUACACCUUCACUAAUGGACAACCACCAUGUUGUUGCUUCAACAAGCAACUGUACAAGAUCACCUGAGGAUGCCAGAGAUAACUUCGUCACAAUGGUGCGACACUCUGGCUGCUCGUCCUCAGCCAUUAGUGCACUCAACUUUCACUUUGCUAACCAUAAUGCUGCCAUAGCCUUGGCAAAUAAGCCUCCAUCACGUAAAAUCGGCCUGCCAGCCUCUAAUCGCAGCCAUAAUUAUUCCGUCUGUCACCAAUCAUUGUCAGACUGGUAUAGCUGCCAAGCUGAGGUUGCUGAGCACCUGCCCCCUUGCCGCAGAUGUGCUCCUCAAGUUUGUUUAGCAGUCCAGGAAUUGUGCCCUGGGCCUAAAUAUGCUGCCAUUCUGUCUCCAGAGACUAAAAGGCAAGAAACCGUUUUGUGUCAUCAUCAUGCUCAUGAUUCGUACUUGCUUCAAGAAUUGAGUGACAUGUCAUGCUCAGAGAGUUUGCUGGCAGCAUAUGCAAAGUAUGAAUAUAACUAUAGCCGUUCAAUUGAAACUCUAGAAAAAGCCUCUGCAACUGUCCAAUUGUGCUCAGACAAUUCUUCAAAAUUUAAACAACAAAAGCAUCAGAACACUUCAGGAGAGUGUGAGCACAAAAUCAAAAGCACAUUCCCUUUAACAGUGUCCUCCACAGUCACUUCUGCUGGGAAGCAAUCAUUUCAGCCAGUAGCAGAAACACAUAAAAGGGGAGUGGCUGAUGAGUUUGUGGGUUACAAAAAUAGCAGCCAAUCAAUGUUCCACGAAACAUGCAGUCUCCCCGAACAUUCACAGAAUUUACGACAAUCAAGAAACUGUGGCCUACACUUGACCCGCAGUCCAGAAAGCAGAUGCAGUGCUGCCAACAAUGAAGAUGAAAUAGUGACACAACGACAAUGGACUCCCACCCUCCUUCCAAGGGAGGACUAUUUGGGCCGCAGUAGCGAUGUCAUUUUCCCAAUCUCUCUAAAACAGCCAGUGGGUCGCAGAAAACUUGCUGAAAUUAUUAGAAGUCCCCAGUCAAUUGAGACACGACAUGAAAGUCCCUCACCUAUCUCUGGUGGUCCUAGCUCCAGUUGCAGCAAAAGUGCCAGCCUGGCACGGAAGGCAUACAAUUCCCUGUCCUCUUUUCCCUUUAUAGGCAAAGGAUGCCGCUCUUCUAAUCUGCUGGCCAUUAGUACUGAGAGAUCCAAGUCUUGUGAUGAGGGUCUUAACACCUUCAAAGAAGAGGGCCAUGUUUUCAUGAAACUACCAAAAAGAGUCAGGAGCUUUUUCAUUGAUGAGAACUUGAAAGCCCAGGAGGAGGCACAGUCUAAGCACCAUUCCACCUUGGAACUAGGAAACCUCUCUUUCAGUGACAUCUGCAAGGAGGGCUGGCUACACUACAAGCAGAUUCUUACAGAAAAGGGGAAGAAAGUCAGUGGCAGCAUGCGGCCUUGGAAGCACCUCUUUUUUGUGCUUCGUUCCUCUAUGCUUUUCCUCUACAAAGACAAAGGGGAGGCUGUUAUUCAUGGCACAGGGCCUGCUUUAGAGCCAGAUGAACAUCCACAGGUCAGCAUUCGUGGAUGCCUGAUCGACAUUGCUUAUAGUGAAACAAAGCACAAGCACACCCUCAGGCUGAUGACACAGGACUUCUGUGAGUAUCUGCUACAGGCUGAAAACAGGGAUGAAAUGUUGGCUUGGAUCAAGGUUAUCAGAGAAAACAGCAAGAUUGACAAUGAGGAGAUUGGUACCUCAAGACACACUCUCAUCAACAAGAAGUUGAAUGACUACAGAAAACAGAGUCUUACAGGUAACAAAGCUGAUUCUUCCCUUAAAGCUCACCGUAUGAUGCCUCCCUUCCGCUUGGCUAAGAAUGACAACACCUCAGUGAGUCAGUCGUCAAAAACUGUUAAUAAGAUAUCAUGGGGCAUCAAUAUCAUGAAGAAGUCCAAGACAACAAGCUAUCCAAAGGCUUUUGGUGUGCGCCUUGAGAACUGUCAACCGGCUUUAAACCACAAAUUUGUACCCCAGAUUGUGGUGAUGUGCUGUGGUGUUAUCGAAGCAACAGGUCUCGAGUACACUGGAAUCUACCGGGUGCCAGGAAACAAUGCCAUGAUGUCCAACCUGCAGGAACAUCUCAAUAAGGGUUUUGACAUCAACACUGCUGAGGAGAGAUGGCAAGACUUGAAUGUAAUCAGCAGCCUACUGAAGUUAUUCUUCAGAAAACUCCCUGAGCCACUGUUUACUGAUGACAAAUACAAUCACUUCAUUCACGCCAACCGGAUAGAAGACACAAGGGACCGCUUGAAGACAAUGAAAAAAUUGAUUCAUGAUCUACCAGAACACUAUUACCAUACACUGAAGUUCUUGGUGUGUCACCUAAAAAAGGUGGCAGAUCAUUCUGAAAAAAACAAGAUGGAGCCAAGAAACCUGGCUCUGGUAUUUGGUCCGACUCUGGUGAGGACAUCAGAGGACAAUAUGACAGAUAUGGUCACCCACAUGCCUGACUGCUACAAAAUAGUCGAGACACUAAUCCUACAUUAUGGCUGGUUCUUCUCUGGCGGAGAACUUGAUAAGCAAGAGAAAGCUUCAGAUGCGGAAAUGCCCCACAUGCCAAACAUUGACCACCUGUUGUGCAACAUUGCCAGGCAAGGUAUACCACGAGAAGCGUCAGAUUCCACCAACCAGCGAUUCAGUUAAGUUGAAGUAAAAGACUCAAGCACCGGGGACAUCCUGACAAAGUCCAUCAUCUCUGCUGUGACCCGCAAAUGUAAAAAAUUGUCCCAGUAGUCAUCUCACAGGCGGCACGGUGGCGCAGCUGGAGAGCGUUGGCCUCACAGUUCUGAGGGCCCAGGUUCGACUCCAGACCCGCCUCUGUGGAGUUGCAUGUUCUCCCCAUGACUGCGUGGGUUUCCCCUGGCCACUCCGGUUUCCUCCCACAUCCCAAAAACACGCACCAUUAAUUGACCCUAAGUGUAAUUGUGAGUGCGGCUGUUUCUCUCUACGUGUGAUUGGCUGGCAAACAGUUCAGGGUGUACCCUGCCUCCUGCCCAUUGACAGCUGGGAUAGGCUCCAGCAAGCCCUGCAACCCUUGUGAGGAUAAACGGCAAAGAAAAUGGAUGGAUGGAUAGUCAUCUCACAGACAGCAGUUCAGUUGAAAACUUUGAGCACCUAUCAAUUAAAUCCAGCAAUUAUGGUAAUACAAAACAUUUGGAUGGAAACGACACUUAUGGAAGAGAUGUGGAGCACUGUAUUCCCACGCACGAAAACAUGGACCCUAACUAUCUGACUGAAGUAACUCGAAGAGAAAUCAACUUUGGAACAGAAUGUGAAAGUGAUGCAGUUGAAAAGGAUUUUCAACGAGCUGAUGAUAUACUACAAAUUUGUCAAAACAGCUGCCUCUGCCCAUGCAACCAGAUGAAAUACACAUACCUAUACUUUACCCAUGAGCAGUCCUCACAAUUUGGCAAAGGAACGACCCAAACUCCACUUGUGUGUUUUCCCAACAAGGUUUCCAGACCAAUGCAAGGCUAAAAAAAAAAAAAAUCAAAGCAGCCUAAAACCAGUCUGGGGACAGCUCAUGACAACUUUCAAAGAAAAUGUCAUAAGGACAAACGCAAUGUCCAUGAACUUAGAACUUCAAUUGGGCCAGAGGGAUGAUAUCAUAAGAGAACAAAGAGCAGUGAAAAUUAGUGGAAAUCAUCAUCACUCUUCAUGAGGGAGCGACUUGUCAUCAUAAAUCACAAUUAGGUCGUCUCUUGUCUUGUACCGGGUAAAACUUCUUAUUCGUUGUUUGUUGAGCACAACUCCCCAAUAUCUUCCUCUGUUGAUCAACUGAGUUCAACUCCACUCAGCUAUGUAUGUAUAUAUGGUAAUAUAUGUAAUAUAGGUAUGGUAAUAGCCUGCUGUUGAUACACUGUUAUUGUUUAAUCCAUUCACUCAAUUUAAGAGCUCAUCUAACAGGAGGGAUUAGGUCAACGAGUGUUGCAACACAUUUGCCCCUCAGUGUUUCUUUCUGUCGACAACAAAUCGACAGCACAUACAGUAAUCCUUCUCUACUUCGUGCUUCACCUAUUGCGGCUUCAGUGCAUCGCCCCCCCUCCCCAAUAAUCGAUCGGUAUACAGGACUGUAUUACGGGAAGACACAUUGACACAAGGAUUUGUCCUCGGCGCGUAAUCGACAAAUGAGAGCAUGUGUGGAUUUAUCUCGUGAGCCGAUAGACUGUAAGCCCCACCUAACAAAUUCUGUUCCGCUUUGUUUGUCACUUUAUUUGUCACUUUCUGUACUGCAAUCAAAAUUGUAUUGCUUUGUUAUUGUUUAA